UUUGGAGUUUCUUGUCAACGACGAUACUCCGUACUUGCAGGAACAGAUUCCCCACAACAAGAACAUGACGCCAGACAAGUUACAGGGACAUGCAGAGGACAGAAGCCAUAAGCCGGGCUAAACCACCGACAUCCUUUCUGUACAAGGGUUGGUCUUUUUUUCCUCGCAUCGUGGCAUUCUAACCUAACCAUUUCACUCGGCCUGACCUUGACCGAUUGACCGCCGCCCGUUGAUUUGAUCGAUUCUUAUAGUGGAUGAAAGAGACAAAAACCACCAACAGUUGGACCUUUUCAUUAUUAACCUGACAACCACCACCGCACCCCAUACUCACCAGUGCCACCUUGAGGUUUACUUAUAAACAUCUACCACCUUUUAAACCCCAACCACAUCAAUCUAUCUAUCCAUCAAGUCAAAAUUCAAGAUUCACCUCAUACCGAGUCGCCAAAAUCACCUACAUUUGACCACUGUUACCUAAACUUCAUCACCCACAGUCUCCAAAAUGAGUAAUGCAACUACGACCAAAUCUCCUCUCCGGAUCGUCGUCGGCAGCGACAACGCCGGUCAUGCCUACAAGACAGCACUUAAGGAGACACUUAGAAAACACGCGGGUGUGGCCAGCGUCUCGGACGUGGGCGUCGAUGGUGCUGACGACGACACUGCAUAUCCGCAUCUGGCGGUCGAUGCAGCUAAGAAGAUCAAGAAUGGCGAGGCUGAUCGCGCUCUUUUGAUCUGUGGUACCGGCCUGGGUGUCGCCAUCUCAGCCAACAAAGUCGAGGGCAUUCGUGCCGUUACCGCCCAUGACCCCUACAGCGUCGAGCGGAGCGUCCUAUCCAACAACGCUCAGGUCCUGUGCUUUGGUCAGAGGGUCAUUGGCCUCGAACUCGCCAAGAAGCUCGUCGAUGAGUGGGUCGAGUUGCGAUUUGAUGAAAGCUCGUCCUCCGCCGAAAAGGUCGACCAUAUCUCAAAAUACGAGGAGAGAUUUGGACAGGACUAACUUGGUAGCUGAUUUCUCCUUUUCAAAUUUAAUUCCUAUCGAGCUGGGUCCGUCAACGACCCGCAUCAACAGCUCUCGUCACAGCUGUUUCUCUAUUCCAUGUUCAUUGGUACCAUCUCGAUUUAUUCCUGAAUUAGAUUCUUCACCUGUUGCCG
Messenger RNA from Exophiala mesophila, 1149 nucleotides. RefSeq names its product ribose 5-phosphate isomerase. The transcript has 2 exons. The coding region runs from base 500 to 994 and encodes 164 amino acids. Gene Ontology annotation, biological process: carbohydrate metabolic process. Gene Ontology annotation, cellular component: intracellular anatomical structure. NCBI's taxonomy places the organism in Eukaryota, Fungi, Ascomycota, Eurotiomycetes, Chaetothyriales, Herpotrichiellaceae. Gene Ontology annotation, molecular function: isomerase activity. The record is from RefSeq and is a predicted model, not a curated record.